This is a messenger RNA of Otolemur garnettii (small-eared galago), 3554 nucleotides long. RefSeq names its product solute carrier family 4 member 1 adaptor protein (gene SLC4A1AP). Gene Ontology annotation, molecular function: protein binding; mRNA binding. Lineage: Eukaryota; Metazoa; Chordata; Mammalia; Primates; Galagidae. The record is from RefSeq and is a predicted model, not a curated record. The transcript is spliced from 14 exons. The coding region runs from base 170 to 2398 and encodes 742 amino acids.
UCCAGCGUUACGUACCACUUCACAACGCUCUGGGUCGCGAAGAGGCAGUUCACCACCGCUGCCCAGAGAAAUCCCUGAGAGUCUGGGAGAGAGAGACGUCGGGGGAACGAAGAGGCCGAAGGGUGAGGUUUCUAGGAAAAGAUUUCGGGACUGCACCGGCUGAGUGAGGAUGGCUGAUGGUCCUUCUCAGUCGGAGCCGGCGGCCCCGCAGGAGCUCAGCGGAGCCUUCAAGAAGCCGUCUCUGCCCGUCCCUCUAGCGCCGCGGGAUAAAGCCCCGGCUGCUAGUCCCUCGGAUUCUGAGGAGGCGAAGAGAGAAAGGCCCACGGAACUGCGGGACCCGGAUUCCGGGCAGCCUGACGUCCCGUCACUUCAGCCGGACAGUGGGGACACGCGGAGUCCACAGGAGGAGCAGCCACGUCCCUCCGCACCAUCUCCUUGCCCUGGCGGUCCGGCCCGGCCUGCCCCCUACCAAGAGCCGCCAUGGGGCGGCCCGACCACGGCCCCUUACAGCCUGGAGACCCUGAAGGGCGGCACCAUCCUCGGCACCCGCAGCUUGAAGGGGACGAGUUACUGCCUCUUCGGGAGGCUGUCCAGCUGCGACGUGUGCCUGGAGCACCCUUCUGUGUCCCGGUACCACGCUGUGCUGCAGCACAGGGCGUCGGGUCCAGACGGACAAGGCGACGGCCACGGGCCGGGCUUCUACCUCUACGAUCUGGGAAGCACUCAUGGCACUUUUCUCAACAAAACUAGAAUCCCACCCCGCACCUAUUGUCGGGUCCGCGUCGGACAUGUUCUUCGCUUUGGAGGCAGCACCCGUCUCUUUAUCCUGCAGGGACCAGAGGAUGACCAAGAGGCAGAAUCCGAGUUAACCGUAACGCAGUUGAAGAAAUUGCGCAAACAGCAGCAAAUGCUGUUGGAGAAGAAGAUGCUAGGAGAAGACUCAGAUGAAGAGGAGGAAAUGGAUACCAGUGAAGGGAAGAGAAGUACCAGUAGCCAAGAUGAUGAGAUGGGUUGCACCUGGGGAAUGGGAGAAGACGCUGUAGAGGAUGAGGCUGAAGAGAAUCCCAUUGUCUUAGAGUUUCAGCAGGAAAGGGAGGCCUUUUAUAUAAAGGAUCCGAAAAAGGCUCUGCAAGGUUUUUUUGACCGAGAAGGAGAAGAAUUAGAAUAUGAAUUUGAUGAACAAGGACAUAGCACUUGGCUCUGCAGGGUGAGAUUACCUGUGGAUGAUUCAACUGGAAAACAACUGGUGGCUGAGGCUAUUCACUCAGGAAAGAAAAAAGAAGCAAUGAUCCAGUGCUCACUGGAAGCUUGUCGGAUCCUUGAUACUUUGGGAUUGCUACGGCAGGAAGCAGUAUCUCGGAAAAGGAAAGCCAAGAACUGGGAGGAUGAAGACUUUUAUGAUAGUGAUGACGACACAUUCCUUGAUCGAACUGGCCUGGUUGAGAAGAAACGACUGAGCCGAAUGAAGAAGGCUGGCAAGAUUGACGAGAAGCCAGAGACCUUUGAAUCACUGGUUGCAAAGUUAAACGAUGCUGAGAGAGAACUCUCUGAAAUUUCUGAGAAGCUGAAAGCUUCAAGCAAAUCUCUCUCAGAGUCACAAUCUCAGGACUCUUUAGAUGCAUUCAUGUCAGAAAUGAAAUCAGGGAGUGCGUUAGAUGGUGUGUCCCGGAAGAAACUUCACCUGAGAACUUUUGAACUAAGGAAAGAACAACAGAGACUUAAAGGGUUAAUAAAAAUUGUAAAGCCAGCAGAGAUUCCAGAACUGAAAAAGACUGAAAGUCAGACUACAGAUGGAGAAAAUAAAGCUAAAAAGCUUACAUUGCCUCUCUUUGGUGCCAUGAAAGGAGGAAGCAAAUUCAAAUUAAAAACUGGAACAGUAGGGAAGUUACCCCCCAAGCGUCCAGAACUCCCUCCAGCUCUGUUAAGAAUGAAGGAUGAGCCUGAAGUAGAAGAAGAGGAGGAGGAGGAGGAGGAAGAGGAGGAAGAAAAAGAAAAGGAAGAGGUUGAAGAAAAAAAGACGGAGGAUGGAAGCAGUAGGCCACAGCUUGAGAUAGAGCCAGAAGCCAUACAGGAAACGAAGCCUCCCACGGAGUCCACACGGUCUAAAGAAAAGCAAACCCACGAAAACGUGUCUCAACUCAGCCAGAGGGAACAAAAUAAAGAUUAUCAAGAGAUUAACAAAACAUCUUCAUCACUUGAGGAACCCUCAGCAUCAAAGAAUGAAUAUGAGGGAAGCACAGAUGAAUUGAAGAAAAAGAAAUUUUCUGGUCCAAGCAAAUUUCCAGCCACACUUUCUUCCAAAUAUCCUGAUGAUGACCCAGACUACUGUGUAUGGGUUCCACCUGAAGGGCAAAGUGGAGAUGGCAGAACACACCUUAAUGACAAGUAUGGCUAUUGAUUGCUUCAGAAUCCCAAAGGAAGACCUUGUGGACCAUGCAACAUGAUAUUUGGGAUAAUAUAUCAGAAUGGCCAGAGAAAUUCAGAUGAUCAUUGUAAAUGUACUGACUACCUUUUCACUUGUACUUCCUAAAUCUAUCUGCCCAUCUGAUUCUUCUGAAUUUGAUAUUUAUAUUUAAAAGUAUUUGUGUAUGUAUGUAAAAAGAGAACCAUAUAUUUUGAGAAUGAGUGAAGUGAGAAACAUGAGUCCAUAAAAGUGAGAAGACAAAGAUGUUUCCAAUGUUGAUGAAAAGUCACAGCCUCUUUCAAUAAGACAUACUGCUUUUCCUGAGCAAUCAGGCACUUCUGGUGGUUAGGCUGUAGGAGUCCCUGAGUUAGCCUUGUCAAAUAACUGUUGAAAUAUGGGGUUAUGCUAUCAGUGUGCCUUUGGGUGUCCCUGUCAUUCUUGGAACUAAAAGUAGAUUCCUACUGCCUCCAACUAUAAUCAUCCUGCCAGGUGUGAGAACAGACCCUGACUAAUUAGGGUAUAAUUAACCAUUGUACCACCUCAUGGACUCAGCCAUCAGUCCUGAUAAAAACUGAGCCAGAUGAAUGUCCACAACUUGACCAGUCAGUCAAAUUUCUCUUGUGGAAGGAUACAAAUAAGGUUGUGGAAUGAAAAGCUGGAUUUGUUCUACCCACUAUGGGGCCUCAUCUCUAUGGAGAGGGGAAUAAAAGUUCCUUCCUCUCCGGAAACAGGAAGAAAUGCUGAAAGAUGCUUCAUUCCCUCCUGUUACCCUCCCCGUCACGUUUCCAUAGAGUGGAAAGCCUGAGUGAAAUGAGGUGGAGAGCAUUUGGGUUAGACUAAGGCAGACUAAUCAGCAGGCAGGAGGAAUGCUGUGUCCCAGCUAGAGAGUGGAUGGGGUGGACGUGUUCCUAAAAUGGAUUACACAUAUGCACGGAGGUAGGCAGGAAGCAGUAAUGAGCAACUUCAGUUAUCCUGACAGAUGUGGGAAGUCUGGUCUGCUAAAAGUGAUAAAUCCUUCAUCUCUCAAAAAGGAAUGUUGAUGUUAUGAGGCUCUAUAAUCAUGGAUUUCAUUUAGACCAACAGGGAAGAACUGGCUGAUGGUAUAAGAAGUGACAGAAAUUUGGAUGCAGAGUGACCAUGCCAUCUUGGA